AUGGUACAACGUUUCUCAAACUCAGCGUUGCUUCUCGGGUUCACGUGGCCAUGGGCUAUCCAGAAACGGGUACCGGCUGUUGUUCCCUUGUACCCAUCCAAGAGGGUGAAGGUCAAUGGCGAGGUGGCGAGUAUCGCGAGACGCCGUCGGACACCGAUCAAUGCAAAUAGAGAGUCCCAGGGGAAAACAUGGUUCUUGAACGAAUGUGGAAUCAGAAUGAAGGCAACACCCAAUUCCUUCCUUAUUGUCUCACACAACGUCGUUGGUCUGGCUACCGGUACCGUUGUUAAGACGCACACUGUUCCUUUUCUCCUGACGCGGAAAGCUUCCAACCAUCCCCAUUCCCGCUGGCCUAUAUUGUAUUAGCAGCGCUGUUGCAAAAAUUAUGGACUGCCAUACAACAACAAUAGAAAACAAGGUCCAUGCAGAUCUCAUUUUGGGAAAAUGAAUGUUUGAAGCCAAGAGGCGCGCUAGCCGUAUUCCUCCCUCCCCCAUCAUCGGCAAAAGAGUAUGACAUUCUUCCAUGCAUUGUUACCAUUACGGCG
Messenger RNA from Desarmillaria tabescens, 545 nucleotides. RefSeq lists its product as uncharacterized. Lineage: Eukaryota; Fungi; Basidiomycota; Agaricomycetes; Agaricales; Physalacriaceae. The coding region runs from base 1 to 366 and encodes 121 amino acids. The record is from RefSeq and is a predicted model, not a curated record. The transcript has 3 exons.